CCCUAUCCUGUACCUUGGACCCACAGGGUGGGUGGGGGCUGUGCCCAUGUGCCCAUGUGAUGCACCAGCCUCUCCAGUCAGCCCCGUUUGUGAGCCAAACAGUCCCUGUGCAGGACCCUGAUGGUGCCCUGGAGUCAUUUAAACAACCCAUGCUGUAGAAAGGGCAGUGUCCAGCCCUGCAGCCCUGGACAGCCACCAUAUCCCCAUCAGGGAGGAGCCCAACUGUGCAGACAGCUCGAGGGGCCGGUGUCAAGGAGAGGAGGAUGAACAGAAAGAGGGAUCAGUGUGAGGCCACCCUGUGGGCUGGGACCAUGUGCCCACUCUGCCCUCACUUGCCAGGUGAGGACACAGAAGCCUGCGUGGGCCAGCGCCUCACCCAGCUGCGCCCGUGCGGAUCCCCGCCACGAGCUCCUCCCGCCUCUCUAAGGACCACCGCGGCCGCCUACCUGUGCAAGCUGAGCGCGCAGCGCCGCGAGCUCCCCCUGCAGACGCAACCGCUGGGUGCGCAGUGCCGCCGUCUGCCCCUGCAGGACGCGCCUCUCUGCCUGCGCCUCGGCCGCCUCCUGCCCCCCGCUGAGCUGCUGUGGCCGCCAGAGCACCUGGGCCGGAGAUGCUGGGCCUGGGCCAGGGAUUGGGAGGGCCCGAGUUUCUGAGAGCAGGGUCGUUCCAUCUAAGGCUGGCUCUGGCCUCAGCUUAUUUUCUCCUAAACAGCGUGUCCACAGCUGACUCCUCUGUUGUAGGGGUGCUUACUGACGGCAAGAAAUCCAGCCCCCUGACUCCCUGUGGGCCCCUCCAGCCUCAGUUUCCCCAUCUGUCAGCAGGGGACUGGAUGGGGCCUGGGUCUCUGCAGGCCUGCACACUUGCCUCCAGCAUCUCUCUAGGCCUCCCAUCAUGCUGAGGGGCUGAUCCUGCAAAGGACCACAGGGCCUCUCCCCUGCAGGCCUGUUCACCGCCUCCUGGUGACAGCGUACCCUGCCCUCCUGGGCACCCUCACCUGUCGCAGGGGCUCCAGCGAUCCCUCAGCCUCCUGGCACCUGUGCUGCAAGUUGGUGAGCUGCUCCUCCAGCAGCUUCCCCUUCUUGGCCAGGCCUUGAUUGUGCCUCCUGCUCUCAUCAAGGGCCUGGUGCAGCAUGUCCAGUUGCUCCUGGGGGAAGGAGACACAGGGCCCACCUGGAGACAGUGGGGGUGGGAGGCCCUGCAGUGAAACCCUCACCUCAGGGCAUCUGCCUAGACUGUCUGGCAGGACCGUAUCACUGGGAUGAAAACAGCAAGAACGUGGUUAAGAACAACUUGAAGUGUGUUGAUCAGGUGGUUGUGUUUGCAACGUAAGUCAAAGGUGUGGACCCCCAGGAAGCCUGAGAUGAAAGUCCUGGGGGUCUGGUCCAGCAUGGGCAAAGGUUCAGGCUUGGCAGGUUCUCUGCUGCAGCCAGUGGUCUCAGAGGGCACAUCAGUGGCAUCCCUGCCCUGCUUCCAGCUUUGGUGACUCCUACUGCCCUUGGGAUAAAGCCUGAGGUGACCCUCCCCAAGGCUCCUGGAGCGUGUUUGGCUCAGGCCCUGCUUGCCCCUUCUGGCAUUACACGGUGUGUUCUCCUGCUUCAGCUCCCACCUGGGGACAUGGCUAGUCCCAUACUGAGCUCAGGAGCUCC
Messenger RNA from Cercocebus atys (sooty mangabey), 1646 nucleotides. RefSeq lists its product as uncharacterized. The transcript is spliced from 2 exons. Lineage: Eukaryota; Metazoa; Chordata; Mammalia; Primates; Cercopithecidae. The coding region runs from base 264 to 653 and encodes 129 amino acids. The record is from RefSeq and is a predicted model, not a curated record.